Molecule: messenger RNA, 1492 nt
Organism: Aspergillus calidoustus
Lineage: Eukaryota; Fungi; Ascomycota; Eurotiomycetes; Eurotiales; Aspergillaceae
Source: the annotation of a GenBank genome assembly
UUUGGUAUUUUGGAUGAAUCUGUGAUGCGGUAUCCGUUCGAUGGCUUCUUCAUCAACUGGACGGCUGCAAACAAGGAAGAUUACUAGAAGCGACACCAUAGGGUCUGCCUUCGCGAUGAGCGCCAGGCCCGUUGGCACAGGUAUUCUGGUGAUCGGAACUUCUCAGGACCCCAGGAUACCAACCUUGCUACCUUCAGCCGAGAAGUGCUCGAUGGAAUCACGGAUCAGGUAUGCAGCCACAUCACAGAGGCUUUCGUCAGCCUACUUGAAUCUCGGAAAAGCAGCGGACAUCAUGUUUCAUGAGGCGAAUAAUUCUGUCGGGCAGGAGCACUGGUAUCACCCCACCUCCGAAAUGAUCAGCUCGUGGAUCUCUUUUCGACCAGAGGUGCCUGUUCUCGCUAACUCGACAUGUUUCCUAGCUACGCCGUACCGCAUGGCGAGCGUGGAACCUGCACACAUUGCACAGUAUCCACUCCCAUGUAUUUCGCGAGGCGGCUAUCCCUCAUUGCACAAGAGCAUUGCCACAAUGACCGAAAAUCAAGCUGUAGGGGGGGAAAUGUUGUAAUUUUCCCAAAUAUAGGCAUGAUCCAAUCCGACACAGUGGUUGUUCUCGAUAGCUGGGUAUUUAGCGGUGGUCACUUAGUCACAAGAAGAUCUAGUGGCGUCAAAGAGGACGGGUCUAUCCAGCUGAACUCGUUGCCAGCCUCGCGUCGCCUCGCAUUGGACGAUAAGCUUGACCAGCUCUGGUUAUCAUACUCCGCCUUGCCCCAACCAAGCGUUCAUAACCGUAUGUUAGUUCCUCUUUACGGUGCACGCCACAUGUUUCGAAUGGAAGGUUGGCAGUGGAGGCGGGUCGGGUACAAGUUGCUUGCUCAUGCAUUCUUUGGCCCUCCUGAGAAAGCCUACGGCAACAUUCAGGUAGAGCAACGUGGGUACGGCACAGGUAGCUUUGACCGCUGCAAGGGUGUUUUUAUCCCUUUUACUGCCGGGACUUUUUUCACCAGGGUUCUAGCUGAGAAAAGUGGCGCAAAGAAAGUCCUUGCUGUAGCAUCGCAGAGCAGGUAGAAAUGACUAUCCACAGGACAGGGUCCAAGGUGAUUGGCCAUAUCAUCAAUAUGCCAGGUGCCAGAAGGCAGAAGACCCUCAUAUGCCCGUCUCUGGGGAACGAGCUACGGGGAGAAGAGGUCAAGGCGCAUACACUGCAGAGUGAUAGAAAGUUGGAGGUAAAGGAUGGAGAAAUCUCACUGCCAGCAUCAGAGCUAGUCGAGGGUAUUGUGAUUGAAGGCUUGUAAGAGUUAGAAGGGACGGGGGAUAUCACCAUGGUAGCGUCAGUUGGCUAAUUCAGAAUGGCAAUCUGGCGGAUUGUUUUCUUCAGGAGACACACUACUCACCAUGUCCUUGCGGCAACCAACCCGCUUUCCGGUUGGUCUGGGUGGCUUUUCAACACAAGCUCCAAGGCAAAGGUAGAAGUCAAAUUCCGCGGGCGACCAAU